AUGGAGCUGCAUGUGACGACAGUGAUUGCGCUGCAAACGGCCUUGCUGAUUUUCCUACAGUUUGGGGAAAAGGCGUUGCCCUCCCUCUUUGCAGCACGCAAGGCCUGCCAUGCUGGCAGCGGAGCGCUGAUGCUUCUUCUAGACUCACGGGAUCCCUUGGCAAGAGCCUAUGUCUACCUGGUCGUGGCCACGUCUCUGACCAUGACCUGGCGACUGGUGAAGUGGGUCCCAGCCUUUCGCUUUGGUGCAGACUACGAUGUAGGUAUUACUGUUUACUUGCUCAUUGUGGCCGCGUGGUUCCACAUGCAGCAACCAGUGAAAGCUUUGGCCCCUUUGUUUUUCGCAGACCCAGCUGGUGCAAUAGUUGGCAAAUUCUGCUCCAAACGAGGUUUUAAUCGAGCGUGGUACGAAAACAAGACCAUCAUGGGGACCCUGGCAGUUCUGAUAGUGGCUUAUCUCAGUCUGGAUGCGCCGGUCUUCCUGCCGCGGGCCACACUAGCCGUCCUUUGCGCCCUCGCCGAAGCGUUCGGCGGCAAGACGUUCGACAACGCGAUCAUCGCGAUCCCUGUAUUGGGUGGCUGGGCCUACUACCACUGGUGA
Molecule: messenger RNA, 600 nt
Organism: Symbiodinium pilosum
Lineage: Eukaryota; Dinophyceae; Suessiales; Symbiodiniaceae
Source: the annotation of a GenBank genome assembly